AUGCUCAAAUCGAUAAACACUUUCAUUUUCGGACUUUCACCUGAAGAGAGAGUGCGUAAAUGGCAGUCAAAUCUCCGAAGAGAGCAGCGUGGACUUGAUCGCGAAAUUCGCCAGCUCGAUCAAGCCAUUUCUCGUACCAAAUCAUCUCUUAAGCAGGUUGCUAAACGGAAUGACACAAAAUCAUGUCGUAUAUUAGCAGUCGAGAUAGUUAGAUCUAAUAAGCAGAAAGAGCGCCUUCUCUCAAGCAAAGUACAACUUAAUUCGAUAUCCAUGCAGCUAUCGUCGCAGCUUUCGACGAUUAAAGUUACUGGCAGCCUUCAAAAGAGCACAGAAGUCAUGAAACUGUCCUCAAAUCUCAUUAAGCUACCACAAUUAUCCAGCACAAUGAGCCAGAUGUCUGAGGAAAUGAUGAAGGCAGGUAUUAUGGAUGAGAUGCUGCAGGAUACUAUGGAAGCUAAUGAUGAGGAUGGCGUCGAAGAGGAGGCGGAUGAAGAAGUCGAUAAGGUUUUGACUGAGAUCACCGGUGGAAAACUCUCACAAGUCGGCUCAGUAACUGAUAAGCCAUUGCCUGAGAUUGAAAACGAAAGCGAGCAGGCGAAUGAUGAAGAGUUAGAGAAGAUGCAGAAGCAGUUGGAUGGUUUGUUGAGAGGUUGA
Wallemia ichthyophaga EXF-994 is the source of this 654-nucleotide messenger RNA. RefSeq names its product Charged multivesicular body protein 3. Lineage: Eukaryota; Fungi; Basidiomycota; Wallemiomycetes; Wallemiales; Wallemiaceae. The transcript is spliced from 3 exons. Bases 1 to 654 code for a protein of 217 amino acids. Gene Ontology annotation, cellular component: ESCRT III complex; multivesicular body. Gene Ontology annotation, biological process: protein transport; endosome transport via multivesicular body sorting pathway; late endosome to vacuole transport. The record is from RefSeq and is a predicted model, not a curated record.